Molecule: messenger RNA, 3090 nt
Organism: Mizuhopecten yessoensis (Yesso scallop)
Lineage: Eukaryota; Metazoa; Mollusca; Bivalvia; Pectinida; Pectinidae
Product: fatty acid hydroxylase domain-containing protein 2-like
Exons: 7
Coding region: 115-1167 (350 amino acids)
Biological process (GO): sterol biosynthetic process
Molecular function (GO): iron ion binding; C-4 methylsterol oxidase activity
Source: RefSeq, a predicted model, not a curated record
UCCCUCAGUAUUUGUUUACCUUUUUUGACAGUCCCUACUGUCCUACUGGCAACACGCGCUUGCAGUCCGUUAGAAGAAGUAGUCAAAUUAUCUGGAUAACAAAGUAGGGAAAGCAUGUUGGGCAAAAGUCAGGAUCCAGUGUCAGGGCCUGCCCAGAGUGAGGAUGUCCACGAUCAGGGCCUGUCACGCACAGAAAGGAUAAAGGCCCAAGGAGUCACACUGAUGGACUCCAUCAAAAAGGGUCUGUUCGUGGUGGGCACUGCCAUGAUUGUUUUCUCGGCUUUCAGGAACUCUGUGACAUGGCAUCUACAGAAUGUGUGGGGAGCAUCAGGAUAUUUCUGGCAGAUUUCGUGGGAUUCUAUCUAUCAUCUGUUUGGUGAUAACGAUAUAUGGCUGGGAACUGUAGGGACUACUAUAUUCACAUUUGUCGUGUUCUGGGCUGGAAACAUUUUGCUGCUAGUACUGGACACGACAGGCUGGCCAGGCUUUCUGCUGAAGUACAAGAUACAGGAGGAUAAAAAUGUCCCUGUGGACAGGAAGAAGCUGAUUAAGGCUGUGAACCAGGUGCUCUUCAAUCAGAUAGUUGUGGGAAUACCAUUUUGCUAUGUCUUCACACGCUUUAUGAUUGAGCGAGGGUGCCAAUUCCACGGAGACCUUCCGUCCUUCACCUGGGUUCUCCUGGAGCUCAUCAUCUUCUCCCUUGUUGAAGAGGUGGGCUUCUACUACAGUCACAGGUUAUUCCACCACCCAAAGCUGUACCGAUUCAUCCACAAGCGUCAUCAUGAGUGGACGGCCCCUAUUGGGAUCAUCGCACUGUACGCUCACCCAUUGGAACACUGCAUCAGUAACCUCGCCCCCAUCGCACUUGGCCCCGUCAUCAUGGGCUCUCAUGUCGCCACAGGAUGGAUGUGGUUUGCUCUUGCGCUUUGGUCUACGACAGUGUCACACAGUGGAUAUCACUUCCCAGGACUACCUUCCCCAGAGGCUCAUGACUUUCACCAUUUCAAAUUUACACAGAACUUCGGAGUCCUUGGGGUCCUUGAUCGCCUCCAUGGUACUGACAACCAGUUCCGUGAGCACAUUACGUAUAAACGCCACAUCCUUUUUCUGAGCUCUGUUCCCAUGUCACAGCAGUUCCCAAAUCCCACUGAUGCCAAGGGCAAGUAACUCUAUCAAGGGAGCUAAAUGCUGUCACGGAUCGUUCGUCUUGGAAUCGGAAAAUGAUAGUACGUCUACGAUCUAGUUUGGAGUUCGGAUGUCAACGACAAUGGUUCAGUGAAUGAACAUGUAGUAUGUCACAAAAUGAAAAAUGAAAAAUAUUGAUUUAUCUGGCAUUUGAUUUUUCAGGGUUCUAGUAUAUCAUAAUAUACUUAGAUUAGCACAUUCCAAAGUAAAGCAAAUCAAUCUUUUCUGGUGAAAAGUUUAAUGUUUUGGUGUCCAUGUACAGGGAAAAUUCUGGAAUUUCAGAGCAGUGGGCCAUUUUCAGCAAUUUUUAUUCAAUAUCAAAGUUAAGAGGGGCCAUUCUAUGUAAAAUUAAAAGAAUAUUGGAACUUCAAGGGGUCAAUUUCAGUUUUGAGGGGUCAAUGGCCUCAUGGCCCUCUCCAGGACUAUCCCUGCAUGUAUAGUUUUGUGCACCAGUGUUCUUGCAAAACUGGCAAGUACAUCAUGUAUAAAACAAAAUGAAUAUUAGGCCAAGUCAUAUAUAUCAAGUCAUGAAAGAACUGAAUAUCUUGAAUACAUAUUGUGCAUGUUUGGCUAUGUACAUGUCCGUCGCGCUUGUUAUAGUGAUAUCACAGAUUUGUCAAUUUAUUUUUUUCGGAAUUGUAUUUUUCAAGCGAUAUUUAAUGUGCUUGUAAAGAUCUACCACUGAAUCUUAUUGACAGUGUCUAGACUAAAGUCUGUGAACUUCUCCAAUGGUGUCUUGAUCUGAUCAGUGUUUGUAUGUCACCGACAGUGUCUAGUUCAAUGUCUGUGUUUCCUUGUCCAGUGUACAUGUUUGGUGCUAAUGUUUAUGAUAAUGUAUGUGAGUUCAGCUGUUUGUUCUCCGUAACUUACUUAUAGACAUGGACAGAAUUUGUGAUCUGAAAUUUCAGUUUAUUUUAUUAUUCAUUCAGGUUUUUACAUGACAGAAAUUUUAAGCAGAAUUAUUUUUUCGUUUACAGGAAAAUUACCAAUUGAUGUUUUGAAUUGUAAUAUAUAACAUUUAUAAUUCAUAUAAUCAGGGCAGACUCUAAUUAUUAGUAAAGAUUUGAGACAAUUUAAGAAAGUAGUACAUGUAUACAUUUACAUAUAUGAAAAAUACAGGAAGUCAGUAUCUAUAAUAAUUUAAAGUAGAAAAUGUUUUUUUUGUGUUUUUUUACAAAAACUGGAAUUAACUAGUGGUUUAUAUGUAGGUUAUCUCCCUUAAAUUUACCAUGCUACAUUAUGUAUAUCUAGGUUGUGUUGGCGGUGGAUUUCAUGGCUUCCUAAGUUAGGUACAUGUUUUGACAAAAUUUUGUGAAAAAAUGAAAAUUAAAUCAUGCUAAAUGUACCUUGUAUUAUAAUUUAAAUUGAAGGAAUUUGUAGAAAUAUUUCGAUAUGAAUCUUUUAUUGCAACAGUAAUCAAACCUUACUAGUCUGGGAAAUUUUCUUAUGUGAUGUUGAAGUGAAAGUAUACAUAUUUGUAUGUUUCUAGUCCUUUUGUAUCGGAACUGUCUCCAUGGUAACCAAAUAAAAUAGGGAAGCUGAUUUACACCUUUCUUAGUAAUUUGGUAUUAUUUACUGUGAAAAUAUAAAGCAUCAGGAUGUUAAAGGUGCUUAAAAUGAAAGUUUUCGAUACAAUCACUCAAAAUAAUGAAGUUGUGGAAGAAGUGUCAAUUGGCGAAGAUUUAUUAAAAUAGUAAUAUGAUUGAGUUUUAAUUUAGGUUAGAAAAAUAUUUGGGUGAAAUCUAGCUGAUUGACAGGCAGUGUUUCGUUGCAUCCUGAUUCCUCAAUCGACGUGACAGUGAAUAUACAUGUAGGUGAUAUCACUCCCAAUUUUAUCUUGAUUGCCUGUUUCAUGCAAAAAACAUGUGCUUUUGUUUGUUAUGUAAUAACCUGUGUAAGACUGGA